AUGCUGAACGUGAACAGCAGCAACAAAAAUAUGGCAUUUCAAUUGAGAAACUACCAUUUACAGGUGAUCGUAUCAGUUCAGCAAGAGGAUGAAACCGAACGGCAUUUGCUAAUGAAUGACCACUUAUCAACUUUUCACGAUUGUGCAAAACAUAUAUCGCGUUUGAAAGUGGACAAUACGGCUUUAGUUCAUGUGACCAAAGAAGGUGAUGCAAGCGAAUAUUUCGCAUCACCGCAUACAACCGUCGACGGGAAAUCAAAAAUCAAACUGCUGAGCUUCAACACGGCUGAUUACGCUGAUCAUGUUAACACGGAAAUGAAUUCAUAUUCAUUCCAGGCAUAUUGGCGUUCAUGUGCAUUUUUAUUAGGCGCUUUAGCCGAGACGUCGUUACGAGCGGAUGUCUCCAUUAUUGGUGCUUUGCCCUGCAAAGUGGAAAGUGGACGAUUCAUAUAUGCUACUUGUAUUGACGAAUUACACGAUUGGAAACCUUCACAGGUUGAACUCGACAUAUUGACACGUAAAGUAUUUCGCGAUUAUAUUUACAAAGCGUUACCAUUUGAACCGAUUCGUGUGCCGAGGAUGUUCGCUGCGGAAUUAUUCGCUGAAAAUCAAAGGAAGGCAGAUUGUAUAUUGAAUCACGAAGAUGACGAUGUGAUACUUUGUAAAGUCGGCGAACAUGUUGAUGUAGUUGAAGGACCAGUGAUUUCUAACACGAGGCAAAUUGGACGUUUUGCAGUCACUGGGGUGGAUUACGUGGAUGCACAGUAUCAUUUUCGUGGUGUUUCAUUACCGUCGCCUGUUAAGUGUUCAUCAUAUUCAUGGGAUUUGAUUGUGAAUGCAGCAACUGUCUCCUCGGCACCUCGUUUAUUGCAGUCAGGCACUGAACCUUCUCAAAAUGAACUUCGAGCCUCAUGA
Molecule: messenger RNA, 915 nt
Organism: Anisakis simplex (herring worm)
Lineage: Eukaryota; Metazoa; Nematoda; Chromadorea; Rhabditida; Anisakidae
Source: the annotation of a GenBank genome assembly